Molecule: messenger RNA, 2965 nt
Organism: Maniola jurtina (meadow brown)
Lineage: Eukaryota; Metazoa; Arthropoda; Insecta; Lepidoptera; Nymphalidae
Product: serine/arginine repetitive matrix protein 1-like
Exons: 11
Coding region: 253-2565 (770 amino acids)
Source: RefSeq, a predicted model, not a curated record
GUCCGUCACCAUAUUUUUCGAAGAAAUAUUUUGUGAGUUGUGUGAAUUUGAAUUGUGGAAAAUGUCAGGAAUAUGUCGAAAAUGAUGUGUUCGUUUUUGUGGGUUUUUAGAACUAUAAGUAUAAUGCAGAUGAAUUCUAGCAAAAUGGUCUAAAACGUAAAUUGUUUAAUAUUUUUAUUAGAAAGAGGUAGACAGUCAAUUCAGUGUGCAAAAGUCAUAAGACUUGUGUCAUCUGUCUACUCUUCCUUCAAGAUGGCUCCUCCACCGGAGUAUGAUAAGGAACCGAAAGCCCCGGAUAAAAGCAUAACAAGUAAUUCUGUCGAAGAUUCAAAAUUAGUGUACAACCACGUAAAGGAUCAAUCUGCAAAUACGGAACACAAAAUUACAACCACAGGGGCCAACUUUGAUGUAGAGAACAAUAAACACGUGGAGACUCUCGACGACGGGCAACUGCGCGCUUUGCUCGAUGAGGCUAUCACGUACAAAUGCCCAAAAGACCGCGAGGGCAAAAGUAGUCUUUUUAAGGAAUUAUUGGAAGAAGUUGAGCAGGACGAGCAGGCGUGCGAGGCGGCGGCCCGGGUGGGCGCGGGCAGGAACACGAGGCGCGGUCGCGCGCGCCGGGAACACCACUCUAGUCUACAAGACCUCGUAGCGGCGAUGGCGGGCGAGGCGGCGCCGCGGCGGGGGCGCGCGCACGCGGCGCACGCGCCCGCGCCGCCCGCCGGCACCGUGUCCGCGCGCGCGCUGCACGGCGGCAGCCUGCCCUCCGGCGUCGACACCUCGUUCCUGCUGGGCGAGGAGACGGGCGUGGGCGUGGCGCGAGGCGGCUACCUGGCCACGGUGCGCUGCGUAAACCCGCCGCCGCUGGCCGAGCGCCGAGUGUCCACGGGCGACGCCAGCCCGCCGCAACAGCCGCCGCCGCCCGCGCAGGAGCUGGACGUGCUCUCCAGAAGAAAUAAGCCGAUGUUCCCGAUGACGUACACGGCGCGCGCUACUCUCGAGAUCGGCAGCGGCAGCGUGUGCUCGGGCCGCGCGGUCACCACCACCACCGCCUCCAACCAGGUGGAUUCCGCCAUACCCUUUAGUUGCAUCACAACACCAGAGGUUGUGACCAGUUGCAACACGACUUCUUCUACUUCCCAAUCGGCGGUCGCGGUCGAUCCCAAGCCGCUGCAGCUGGUCUCGAGUUACCGCGCCGUGGCGUGCCUCAUGGACGGAGCCUGCGCGCGCCCGCCCUCGCCGCCGCCGCUCGCGCCCGGCGCGCCCGCCGCGGCGCUCGCACACCCCGCCUCACCCGAACGACAGCCUCGCGGUGCGGCGGCGAGCUUCAACGGGCUGCCGCUGUCGCGCCCCGCCGCCGCCGACGAGUACAAGGUUCCUAUUCUCACUGUGCACUACCGUUUACAGAAAUCUCUCGAUGAAAACGGCAACGCGGUACAAGGAUUCGGUUCGCCCCUCUCGGGCUCCGGUCAACACAAGAAACCGAGGAGAAAGAAGUCGUCCAAAAACGAGACCGUCAUCAAAUCGCAUCAGAUAGACGGCUACCAGGGCAACAAAGACAUCAACGAAGUGUUGCGCUUCAUCGAGUCCAACGCGGAGGCACCGCGCGCGCCCAAGUUGCGCGCCAAGCACAAGGACGACGGCGACGACAAGGCGGCCAAGAAGCGCUCCACCGAGCGCCGCAAGGACAAGGACGCCAAGCCCAAGCGCGCCUCCUCGCUCGAGGAGCUCUCGCGCACCAAGCUCGAGGACCUCACCGACAAGCCGCGCGAGUCCGCGCCCGCCAAGCCCGAGCGCCGCUCCUGGGGCGCCGACGCGCGCGCGCUUCUCGAGCCCGACGCGCCGCCCGAGCUGGCUGACUUCCAGACCGUCACCAAGAAGCGUAAGCCGCGCCGCCGCGCCGACGAGACCGAGCGCGCGCCCUCGCCGCCGCGCCGCACGCGCGCGCCGUCGCCAGCGCGCGCGCCUGCAUCCGCGCCCGCCUCCGAGCGCAGCAACGACUCCAACGACGACACGGACUGCGCGCACUCGCCGCCGCCGCCCGCGCCCGCGGUGCCGCCGCCCGCCUGCGCGUCCUACGCCGACAUCGCGCGCACGCGCCACAACUUCCCCGACCUCAUUGAGUCGUGCAACUUCUACGCGGAGAGCGACGAGCGGACGGCCGCGCCCGCCGCCGCCGCCCCCGGUGACGAGUACCCGGCGCUGGCGGCGCGGCGCCGCGACAAGCCGGCCGUGCGCAAGGAGCCGCCCGCGCCCGACGUGGUAGCGGACCGGCGGCCGCCCGUCGUGCUGCUGGCGGCGGGCGCGGGCGCGGCACGCGAGCUGGAUGGCGUCACGUUCGGCUUCGACGUCAACGAGCAGCUGCUGGGCGCGCGCUGCGACCUGCUGGAGCGCGCCGUGGCCGUGCGCGCUGGCUGCGCGGCGCUGCGCUACGUGCCGCCGCCGCCGCCGCCCGCGCGCAUGCUCACCCAGAUCGUCGACUACGUGGGCACCGCAUGGGAGGAUGUGAUGCGCGGCGGCGGCAAGGCGCACUACUUCAGCGAGUGCGCGGCGCGCGACAACUAGACUGCCGCUACUGACGAUGUCGAUACAUACGCCCAAAGCUGUUAUAAAGUGAAUUAUUCGAAUACUAUAUAAGUGAGCUAGUUUUGUUGAGUUACAUAACUUAUAACUUACCACGUCGGUGUAAGCAAUCAAGUGACGAACUCCUACGACGAUAGUGAGUGUAUCGUGCGUAACUCGACUAACGUGAAGGUGUGAUCGCGCGGCGCUCGCGGCCGCCGUCUUCGGGAACACUACGGAAAGCAAAGUCCCAUUUCUUCGACCCAAUAAAUAUAAAAUGAGACUAUAGCGUUAAUACUAAAAUCGAUUUCUUUUAAGCUUUGUAUAUAAGAUAGAUGGUCUAGAGCAUUUAAUUCCUAUUAUGAAAAUUUUAGCAAUCUGAAAAAAAAGUAAUUUACAAUGA